AUGGCGUCCUCCGUCUUCUUCAAGUUCAAAUCGCAAAAGGAACCGACGCGCGUUGAGUUCGAUGGCACCGGCAUCUCCGUUUUCGAGCUGAAGCGCGACAUCAUCUUGAAGAGUGGUCUAGGCGACGGUACCGAUUUCGACCUGGCCAUUUACUCCGAGGAUGGAAGUGAAGAAUACGAUGAUGAUACCACGAUUAUCCCCAGAUCGACCACAGUUGUCGCUCGUCGCCUCCCAGCCGCCAAACCUGGCGCAGGACGCGGCGCUCGAUAUGUCUCUGGCAAGAUGCCCGUCGCUGCCAAAAACUCGUCUCGCAAGGAGCAAACAACAAAGACGGCCACGGCCAAGGCAACAUCCAACGCCAUCAAUCAGAUGAAUAAUGCCAUGACCGAGGAAGAAAAGAUGGCAGCCAUGUUCCAGGCGCAGACCGAGUCGUGGUCGGCCCAACAAGAAGAGAUGUCACAUCAAACUCCAGUGUUCAAGCCAGGCUCCAAAAAGCCAGCUAACGUGCCUGACCAUGACCCGCCCAACGGUUACAUCUGCUACCGCUGUGGAGAGAAGGGCCACUGGAUCCAGCUAUGCCCAACGAACGAUGACCCAGAGUUUGAUAACCGUCCGCGUGUAAAGCGUACGACUGGUAUUCCGAGGUCCUUUUUGCGGACGGUUGACAAGUCGGUCGCCCUUGCCCAAAGCGGCGACGAUGAGACCAAGAGACCUUCAGGCAUUAUGGUCAACGCUGAGGGAGAAUUUGUGAUCGCCGAGCCUGACAAGGCAUCGUGGGAACAGUUCCAGGCCAAGGCCAAGUCUUCAGCCUCCGCUGCCAAGGCAAUUGCUAUGGGAGACAAGGAGCUGCAGGAAAAGGGACUCGAGUGCCCCAUCGACAAGAAGAUGUUCAUAGAACCAAUGAAGACCCCGUGCUGCCAGAAGACGUAUUGCAAUGAUUGCAUAACUAAUGCUCUCAUCGAAUCGGACUUCAUCUGCCCCAACUGCUCUACGGAAGGUGUUCUGAUCGACGACCUGAAGACUGAUGAGGAGACUACCGACAAGAUGAAGGAGUUCCUCAAGGAGAAGACGGAGACGAAAAGCCCGACCGCAGCGUCACCAGCGGCGCCGGCGGCCUCGUCCCCGAAGGACAAAGUAGAGGAGGCCAAAACAGAGACGGCGAACGGAACCUCAAAGUCGCCUACGCCCCAAAAGUCGCCCUCAGUCACCGCCGCCGCUCCCGUGGCCGCCUCAACGAAUGGCGGUACUCCAAAGUCAGCAGCGGCCACACCGGCAAACGCCCCGACCGGUCCCACCGAUCGUGCCUCCUCAGUCGAGUCAAACUCAAAGAAGCGUCCGGCUGAUGAGCUGAUGGAAAACCCGAAGAUUCCCAAGGCCCCGAAGGCCAUGCAAAAACAACAAGAACAGCAAGCAAUGAUGAACGGCAUGAACGGCAUGAACGGCAUGCCCAUGAACCCCAUGAUGGGCUUUGGGGGCAUGAACAUGAUGAACGGAUUUAUGGGAAUGCCCAACAUGCCAAAUAUGCCCAAUAUGGGUAACAUGGGCAACAUGAACAUGGGAAUGCCGAUGAUGGGCAUGAUGAACCCCAUGAUGGGCAUGCCCGGCUUCAACCCCAUGAACGGCGGCGGCUUCCCCGACAUGGGUAACAACAUGUACGGCAACUUCAACGCCAAUAUGAACAGCGGGAUGAACGGUAUGAACGGCGGUAUGAAUGGCGGAAUGAACGGCGGAAUGAACGGUGCAAUGAACGGCAUGAACGGCGGUGGCAUGGGCGGAUUCAACCAACAGCGUCACAAUUUUACGCAGCCGAGCAAUGACGAGGAUGCCUACUUCCGCAGACCUGUCAACCCUCAUCGCCACCAGAACCGUCAGAAGCGCGUACGGCCCAGUGACUACAGGGAGCUCUGA
This is a messenger RNA of Colletotrichum graminicola M1.001, 1908 nucleotides long. RefSeq names its product DWNN domain-containing protein. Bases 1 to 1908 code for a protein of 635 amino acids. The record is from RefSeq and is a predicted model, not a curated record. NCBI's taxonomy places the organism in Eukaryota, Fungi, Ascomycota, Sordariomycetes, Glomerellales, Glomerellaceae. Gene Ontology annotation, cellular component: nucleus. The transcript has 3 exons. Gene Ontology annotation, biological process: mRNA processing; ubiquitin-dependent protein catabolic process; protein ubiquitination. Gene Ontology annotation, molecular function: zinc ion binding; ubiquitin protein ligase activity; nucleic acid binding.